GUGAUCGUUGGCAUCCCUCGCGUGGUCGUAGCAGUGGCACGACGAGGUGCACUUACUCCCCGUCCGCUUGUGUCCACACAGACCCGGGCUGGGCCCCGUGGACAUAGCAGGCCGUCUGUAUUAAGGAGAUGGAGGGAGGUGGAGCCCUUGGCCAAGAGAGCUGGCCCUUCUCCCGUCGAGACUGGCAGGCUUUCCAGAGCAAAAGUCCGGACCAGUGGGUACGCAUGAAGCAUUCUGAUAAUGUGACACUUGGGCUGCAGUGAUGUCGACUCUCUGUCCGCCACCAUCGCCAGCUGUUGCCAAGACAGAGAUUGCUUUAAGUGGUGAAUCUCCUUUAUUAGCAGCCACCUUUGCGUACUGGGACAAUAUUCUUGGUCCUAGGGUCAGGCACAUUUGGGCUCCAAAGACUGAACAGGUACUUCUCAGCGAUGGAGAAAUAACAUUUCUGGCCAAUCAUACCCUCAAUGGAGAAAUCCUCCGAAAUGCAGAGAGUGGGGCUAUAGAUGUAAAGUUUUUUGUCUUGUCUGAAAAAGGAGUCAUUAUUGUUUCGUUAAUCUUCGAUGGCAACUGGAAUGGGGAUAGAAGCACAUAUGGACUGUCAAUUAUACUUCCACAGACGGAACUUAGCUUCUAUCUCCCGCUUCACAGAGUAUGUGUUGACAGGUUAACACAUAUUAUCCGGAAAGGAAGGAUAUGGAUGCAUAAGGAAAGGCAAGAAAACGUCCAGAAGAUUAUUUUAGAAGGCACAGAGAGAAUGGAGGAUCAGGGUCAGAGUAUUAUUCCAAUGCUUACCGGAGAAGUAAUUCCUGUAAUGGAAUUGCUUUCAUCUAUGAAAUCACAUAGUGUUCCUGAAGAAAUAGAUAUAGCUGAUACAGUCCUCAAUGAUGAUGAUAUUGGUGACAGCUGUCAUGAAGGCUUUCUUCUCAAUGCCAUUAGCUCACACUUGCAAACCUGUGGCUGUUCUGUCGUCGUAGGUAGCAGCGCAGAGAAAGUAAAUAAGAUAGUGAAAACACUAUGCCUUUUUCUGACUCCAACAGAGAGAAAAUGUUCCAGAUUAUGUGAAGCAGAAUCAUCAUUUAAAUAUGAGUCGGGACUUUUUGUACAAGGUCUACUAAAGGACUCAACUGGAAGCUUCGUCCUACCCUUCCGGCAAGUCAUGUACGCCCCCUAUCCCACCACACACAUCGACGUGGAUGUCAACACAGUCAAGCAGAUGCCGCCCUGUCACGAGCACAUCUAUAACCAGCGCAGAUACAUGAGAUCAGAGCUGACGGCGUUCUGGAGAGCCACGUCAGAAGAAGACAUGGCUCAGGAGACGAUCAUUUACACCGACGAAAGUUUCACGCCCGAUUUGAAUAUAUUUCAAGAUGUUUUACACAGAGACACUCUAGUAAAAGCCUUCCUGGAUCAGAUUUUUCAUCUGAAGCCUGGAUUAUCUCUCAGGAGUACUUUCCUGGCACAGUUUCUACUUAUCCUUCACAGAAAAGCCUUGACGCUAAUAAAAUACAUAGAAGAUGAUACGCAGAAGGGGAAGAAGCCCUUUAAAUCUCUGAGGAACCUGAAGAUAGACCUUGAUUUAACAGCAGAGGGCGAUCUUAACAUAAUAAUGGCUCUAGCUGAGAAGAUUAAACCUGGACUACACUCAUUUAUCUUUGGAAGACCUUUCUAUACUAGUGUACAAGAGCGAGAUGUUCUGAUGACUUUUUAAAGGUGUGACUUUGCUAUAUUUUAUUGCAAUCCUGAUUGCGGCUAAAGUAGCUCAGUGGUAUAUAUGGGAACUAUUCCCUCAGGUCAUACCCCUAGAGUCAUGAUCAGCCAUGGCAGUUAAAGCUAGGUACACUACAGUUGUCACAAGAAGUCUGGAAAAUGGCAUCAGAUGCAUCGUUACAAGGGGUGCAUCUUUUCUUUGAUAUGCUUUUCUUGGGAUACAUACUUAUGUUUACAAUUACAAAAAAUUAUCACUCUUUUAAAUAUGUAAUCAUUAAAUAUAAACUGACCAUAUGACCAUAACUACUGUAACUUUUUUUUUUUUUUUGGAAACGUAUGGUUUACAUGCACCAAAGUGAAAUCUGGAUUAGCUUUCACUAAAUAAUACUGGCUGGCUUUCUAUCUCUUGGUGUUUCUCGGUUUAUGGGAUUACUCUAAUGCUUUUACAGUCAAGCGAAAAUUAGAGCAUCUCAGUAACUUCAGUUCCCAUCAUAAAAGGAAAGAAAUUAAUUCAAUGGUUAAGCUUCAGAAAUAAGUCUUUGGUGAAGAAUGCUUAAUUAAAAGUAUUAGAUUCUUCUUCAUGGGCUUUGCCCACCGUAUCAGUCUUUGGAAAUGUCUGUGAUUGUGAUAUGUAUAUUCCCUAUUAUGAUGAACCACAGUGGGCAUAUUGUUUAUUCAUUGUGCUCUAUCAAAGAAAAUAGAGGAAAUUGGAUUUUAUGUUUUAGUAGUUGUUGCCAAUUUCUAAAAUCAAAUUAAUUGUUUUUGAACCAAAUUGAAAUUUGUGCCUCCUGUGCCUUUUUUUCCCCCUCUUGGAAAAUAUAAUUACCUGGAAUAAGUUCAGAUUUUGCUAGUCCAUCACUUUCAUCUUGUUUUCUACUUGUGGUCUCACCUUGAGUUGGCAAUCACAAGGAACUCUGAAGUUACUAAAUUUUUUAGAGCACAUGCUAACUAUGUUAGAAUAUACGAAAAAAGAAAAUUUCCUGAACAGAGAAUGGUGUCAUACUUUCUUACAUUUCUGCCUGCUUUGUUGCCAUGGCUUUUUGCAUCAUUUAAGGAAGAGCAGAGAAACUUCACAGACAUGUAGUUUUACUUGGUGCUACCUUUACAAAAUCAAGUGGUCUGUUUCUUUUGUUUCUGUAAUAUGUUUGAGCCAUUUUUCUAGCUAUGAAAUAACUGGUGAAUGUGAUUCUGUGCUAGAAUAUAAUCUAUGUGUGGAUAUAGUCAUGCAAACAGCAUAAAAAUUAUUUGUAAUUUACAUCAGUGGAAGUAAGAUAAAGGAAAAAGACAUUUAUAAAAGGGAUAAGAGGGACAGCCCCAGAGCCCUUGGCCACCAAAUUUAGCUAGAAACUGUCUAUUCUUAAAAAUUUCUUGAACCAAGGUUAGAGACAUAGUACAGCUAGUAAAGUGCUUACCUUGCAUGCAGCUGACCAGGGUUCUAUCCCUGGCCCCACAUAUGGUCCCCUGAGCCAUCUGCGAGUGACCCCUAGGUGCAGACCAGGAGGGAUGAACAGCCCUGAAUGAACACCACUGGUAUGGCCUGAAAACAGAAACAAAACCAAACAAAAAUCCCUAUAACCUUUCACAUCACCAAAUAAGCUGUGACACUUCUUGACUUUUAGACUUAGACACACUGAAUCAAAUGACUGAGGCUCUGGAAUGAAAACAUUUAUGCCGUCUUUGGGACUCCUUACUCAGUGCUUUUUACAUCACAGUGUGGGCUGACAGUUUUCUUUAACUGGUUUAUUGUAUUAUGUAGCAUACAAGUUGUACAGUGAAAUAAGUUAUUAAAGCAUGUGUAAACACUGUUACAUAUCUUUAGAUGGAGAAUUUUGAAUAAAAUAUCUUUGAACUUU
Sorex araneus (European shrew) is the source of this 3560-nucleotide messenger RNA. RefSeq names its product C9orf72-SMCR8 complex subunit (gene C9orf72). Gene Ontology annotation, molecular function: guanyl-nucleotide exchange factor activity. NCBI's taxonomy places the organism in Eukaryota, Metazoa, Chordata, Mammalia, Eulipotyphla, Soricidae. Gene Ontology annotation, cellular component: autophagosome; endosome. The transcript is spliced from 11 exons. The record is from RefSeq and is a predicted model, not a curated record. Gene Ontology annotation, biological process: autophagy; endocytosis. Bases 263 to 1708 code for a protein of 481 amino acids.